AUGCUUCUCCCUCCUCAUCUUCACGAUGAGAUCGAAUCGACUUCCUAUUUCUCCUCCCGCCAGCAUCCCCACACCCGCGAGAGACCCCUUUCAGCCAGCUUUGAUCUGACGCCGACUUCCCGCUCUCUGUCCGAUCGCCUGCCAUAUGCCACCCCUUCGAAGAUACCAUUGGCCGAUGACUUUCGGCCUAGCGAAUCCCUGCCACGAGACAGCAGCCCCCUUCAUAGCCGCCUAGCCGGGAAUCCCCCUCAGCCCGCUUCAGCCUCGACUCGAUUUGUGUCCCGGGGUCCGAGUCCCAUUUUGCCGUCGAUCCGCGAUCUUCAGUCCCUUCCUGAACGGGGGAUGUCCCCUUCAGCGGCUGCAUUCUCGGAAUCCAGGGGGCUAUCGCGACCCGAGUAUGCGGCACCCGACUUUCGCGCUGGACCUAUGAGCGGCCACGGAUUUCCCGCGACCAGUCUUUCAGGGCCUUUGGGUGAUCGGAGGAGCGCAGAUUCGUUUAUGGGAGGCCCUGGUGGUCCGCAACCGCUGCCCAACCAAGUCGCAUACCCGUACCCCACGAUGGCCUACCAGAGCGACUCCGAGCAAGUCACCCCGCAAUCGCUAUCGCACGCGCAGCAAUCCAACUUUGGCAUUCUUGGCGAUCCGAACGAUUCCAAGAAAACGCGCAGACGGGGCAAUCUGCCGAAGCCGGUCACGGACAUCCUACGCGCCUGGUUUCACGAGCACCUUGACCACCCAUACCCCAGCGAGGAGGACAAGCAGAUGUUUAUGACUCGCACUGGUCUCACGAUCAGUCAGAUUAGCAACUGGUUCAUUAACGCGAGGCGGCGACAACUCCCCGCUCUCCGAAACCAGAUGCGGAACGGUGGCAAUGACAUCGAUUCUCAACGGCAGUCUCCUUUUAGCGACGUAGAGCACACGUCUCCCGAGUCAAUGCCAUCUCCCCACAUGGGCACGAAGCCCUGA
Molecule: messenger RNA, 966 nt
Organism: Aspergillus homomorphus CBS 101889
Lineage: Eukaryota; Fungi; Ascomycota; Eurotiomycetes; Eurotiales; Aspergillaceae
Product: homeobox domain-containing protein
Exons: 3
Coding region: 1-966 (321 amino acids)
Biological process (GO): regulation of transcription by RNA polymerase II
Molecular function (GO): RNA polymerase II cis-regulatory region sequence-specific DNA binding; DNA-binding transcription factor activity, RNA polymerase II-specific
Source: RefSeq, a predicted model, not a curated record